Molecule: messenger RNA, 2748 nt
Organism: Nerophis lumbriciformis (worm pipefish)
Lineage: Eukaryota; Metazoa; Chordata; Actinopteri; Syngnathiformes; Syngnathidae
Source: RefSeq, a predicted model, not a curated record
AUGCGCUGGGUCACCCUGGCCGUGGCCCUGGGGUGCGCGGCGGCGGCGGGUCUGGCCCGGGCGUCGCACGGCGGUCCCACCCCAACCCCCACCUCCACGCACACCCCCCUGGUGGACAACUCCGAGGAGGAAGUGGAUGAGCCCUGCUUCGAGCCGUGCACGUGCGAGGUCAAAGAGGGCGUGCUGCACGUGCACUGUGAUGGACGGGGCUUCACCAAUGGCAGCCAGGUGUCGCAGUCGUGGGUACGCCCUUUCAAACUGAACCUCCAGAGAAACUCGCUGAGGCGUCUCUAUAGCAACGGGUUCCAGCACCUUGGCAACGCCGUGUCGAUAAACCUGGGCAACAACGCUCUACAGGACAUCCGAGUGGGCGCCUUCCAUGGCCUGGCAAAGCUGCGACGCCUCUACCUUCAUGAGAACAAACUGGAGGUCUUCAGGAAUGACACCUUUGCCGGUUUAGAAGCUCUGGAGUACCUCCAGGCUGACUACAAUGUGAUUAAACGCAUUGACAGCGGCGCUCUGAGGUUCCUUUUCAAGCUGCGUGUUCUCAUACUCAACGACAACCUAAUCCCAGUCUUACCUGCUCAUCUGUUCAGAUCUGUGUCGCUGACUCAUCUGGACCUGAGGGGUAACCGACUAAAGAGUCUGGCAUACACAGGGACCCUGGAAUACAUUGGCCGCUCCCUUAUGGAGAUUCAGUUGGAGGAGAAUCCCUGGAACUGUGGCUGCGAGGCGGUGCAGCUGCAGCAGUGGCUGGGCCAGAUCCCCUAUACAGCAGUGGUGGGGGACGUUACCUGCGAGUAUCCCUUCCACCUUCACGGCAAGGACCUGAGGGAGAUCCCUCGCAAGGAGCUUUGCGCUGAGCUCCCGGAUAAAGACUUGCAAGCAGAGGGCGGUAAAGCCUCAGGGGGCACGCAGCCUCAACAAUUGCCGUCUAAUUCCAAGCCCAACUCCCACCCGGGAAGGGUUAGACCGACCAAACCCUCCUCCAUGGUGCAUGGCUCUCGUCAUAACACUCACACUUCCUCCACGUCUUCGUCGUCUUCUUCUGCUGAGCGCCGGGAACGAGAGAGGUCUCCGCGGCCCACCAAGAGGCCUAGGCCUUCCAGGACAUCUCCCACAUCACGAAGCCCUAAUCAAAAUCCUCCCGUGGCGGGCUACCAAACCCGGCCGCCCAUCCCCAUCAUCUGCCCACUGGGCUGCACUUGCAACCUUCAUAUCACUGACUUGGGUCUGACCGUCAACUGCAAGGAGAACGGCUUCCUCAACGUGUCACAGUUGACGCCGCGACCGCUCAAUGGACGCAAGCUGUACCUGAGUGGAAACCUGAUCCAAAGGAUCUACCGAACCGACUUCUGGAACUUUUCCAGCUUGGACCUGCUACACUUGGGGAGCAACCGCAUCUCCUAUCUACAAGAGGGCGCCUUCUCCAGCCUCACCAGCCUGAGGAGCCUCUACCUGAACGGGAACAACCUGGACAGGCUCAGCCCUGACAUGUUCCUAGGGCUGCAGAAUCUCAGGUACCUUUACUUUGAGUACAACGAAAUCCGGGAGAUGGACCGGGGCACCUUGGACUCCAUGCCGUCCCUCCAGCUGUUGUUCCUAAACGCCAACCUUCUAAAAAGUCUUCCUCUGGGCCUGUUUUCCGGUGUGACGCUGUCUCGUCUGAACUUGAGGAACAACCACCUUCUGCAGCUCCCCAUGGAGGGUGUACUGGAGCACCUAACAGGCUUGGUGCAGGUGGACCUGCAGCAGAACCCGUGGGAGUGCAACUGUGAAGCGGCGCCUCUAAAGCGCUGGCUAGAGGGUCUCAGCGCUGUGGUAGUAGUGGGCGAGGUAGUGUGCCAUUCACCCGAAAAAAACAAAGGUGUGGACCUGCGCUCCCUCUCCAUGGAUCUACUGUGCCCAGAGCUGGAGCCCCAGGAGGACCGAGAGCAGCGUGCGGUCACUUCCACCGCGCCCGACGGAGGCACGUCGCUCGGCCGCCCCGAACCAGAGUCGGGUCCACGGAUCCCACCCGGGAAGGAUUCCAUCCCGCUUUCCGUUCUGGUUCUCAGCCUCUUGGUUCUGUUUGUGUCAGCGUUCUUCGCGGGUGCGGCGCUCAUUGCGUAUACCCUGAGGCGACGGGACAAGUUGCCGUUCCGUCGCCAGGGUGAGGUGGAUCUAGCCGGCAUCCAGAUGGAGUGCGGCAUCUUCACCGAGGGAACGCACCAUCAUCACCACCAUCACCAUCACCACGGAUUGGCCGAGACCCCGCCCCAACACAACCACGUCUACGACACCAUCUCGGUGGCCAAAAGCCCCGAGGAGAAGAAAGGUGGGGUGCCUGGCGAAUAUCGCUCCCCGACAGAGAAAGAACGUGAAUGGACCCUCCGGGUUAGCUCGUCCCCCAUCAGCACCGUGGCCGGCACUGUUGGACCGCUGGCACCUGGCCUCCACGAGAACGGCAUCCUUUGCCCAACUGUUAUUGACAGCCAGGGCCCCACACCCAAGGUGGAACUGGUGGACUGCCUCUUUAGAAUCCCCUCCCCUGACUUCCGGGACCUGGCGGACAGGUACGCCAGACCGCCGCCCCGCUAUCCCCACCCGCAGGAUGCCCAGCUGCAGGACGUCGCCUCCGCCGUCGGGUCACAGACGCGUGCGGUCACCACGGUCUCUGCCGGGACCGAGCAGCUGGGCGAGCAAGGAGCUCGACUGAUGACCACACCGGACUACAUGGAGGUUUUGGACCGCUCUUACCAAUUUUAG